Messenger RNA from Physella acuta, 4394 nucleotides. RefSeq lists its product as uncharacterized. Gene Ontology annotation, biological process: regulation of DNA-templated transcription. Lineage: Eukaryota; Metazoa; Mollusca; Gastropoda; Physidae. The record is from RefSeq and is a predicted model, not a curated record. Gene Ontology annotation, molecular function: DNA-binding transcription factor activity, RNA polymerase II-specific; RNA polymerase II cis-regulatory region sequence-specific DNA binding.
CCCUCCCGUAAAUUGGUUAUGAGCUGUCUGGUCCGUGUAGGGGUGCGAGGAUUGUGCUGAGCUGUGUUGAUGUGCUGAGCUGUGUUGAUGUGCUGAGCUGUGUUGAUGUGUUGUUGUGUUGUUUUGUGGUGUAGUAGCGUGCUUCUCCAGACGGUUCGGAUCUAGUCUGCUGUUUAUGUGAAGUUAGUUACAGACGAAUGAGACUGUCAUGACACAAGCUACACAUUUAGUUCAUAAUAUGCAACCACAACUUCAUCCUGUCAUAAAUAACGGUCUACCUGUCCGGCCACAACUCCAAACAAACAAAUUGAAUAGUCUGCCCGGAUUAUUAUCUUAUCGCUGGCCACAUGCCACAACACGCUAUAGGUGUCCUGAAGCUUCAAGCUUACAGCAGAGCUCAACACCCAAUAUUUGCCCAUCUGACGGCCAUCCAGCUGCCGGACAACAGUCUGAAAUUCAUCCAGCAAAAAACGGACCGCUCUCUAACACUGCUGCAGUGGAAACCACGGAGCCGCCUCAGCGAAUACCGUGUGUGGACUCCACGAAGCUACUUCAAGAAAGACCUUCAGCCGAAACCACCAACCAACCUCAACAAAUAUCUGUGGUGGAAAAACCAUCAAAUACAAACUAUGUGGUCAAGAAAUCGCCGGGUCUGUCAGAUCUCCGCCUACAUAGACUGGACAUUGAUGCCCUCGUCAGGGUCCUAGACACAGUCACCUACGUGAUGAAAAAAGAUGAUUGGCUUCAGGCCAAAACGUUGUUCAAACGCUACGAGAAAUGGAAGCGUCAUGAAGAGGAAUACUUUGCGACUGUUUUAAAGUACGGCAAUGUAGGCCAAAAAAGAUAUCGAAUGAGAUUUAGGUCUUUUAAAAGGAAAACCAUCGAUCUUUUGAACAAAACCCUGUUUAGGGUGACACAACAAACAAACCAGGAACUUCUUCUGAAAUGUCUGCAUCUAUGUGAGGUUGGAGUGAAUUCGAGAACAGCGGGGCCUAGGCGCCCUGGCCGCAACCCGAAGUGCAUCAAUACACUUCCUGAUAUUUCUCCAGCCAAGACCGCCGCAACAAAAAAUUCUAUCUCAGGCGUUGAUUUACAAAAAUCGAAAAACAAUUCGGAGUUUGUAUGGGACUACUUGCACCAAGAUCCGAAUCCAUUACUGGCAAACUCGCACACAGUUGAUAGACACCCCAGAGCUAGGUGGCGUCCCACUUCUAAUCUCCUCAGACAGCAACUCACUUUUGAACCAACCAGACAGCACCUCACUAAUGAGCCAAUUAGACAGCCCCUUACUAAUGCGCCAAUUAGACAGCCCCUCACUAAUGAGCCAAUUAGACAGCCCCUUACUAUUGAGCCAAUUAGACAGCCCCUCACUAAUGAGCCAAUUAGACAGCCCCUUACUAAUGAGCCAAUUAGACAGCCCCUCACUAAUGACCCAAUUAGACAGCCCCUCACUAAUGAGCCAAUUAGACAGCCCCUUACUAAUGAGCCAGUUAGACAGCCCUUUACUAAUGACCCAAUUAGACAGCACCUCACUAAUGAGCCAAUUAGACAGCCCCUCACUAAUGACCCAAUCAGACAGUAUUUCACGAGUGAGCCAAUCAGACAACAUCUCACGAAUGAGCCAAUCAGAUACAAUCUCACUAAUGAGCCAAUUAGAUACCACUUCAAUGAGCGCAUCAGACAGCAUCUAACUAAUGAGCCAAUUAGAUACCACCUCACUAAUGAGUCAAUCAAACAGCCCUUCACUGAGCCAAUCAGACAGCCAGUCAUAAAUGAGCCAGUGAGACAGCACCUCACUAAUGAGCUAAUCAGACAGCCAGUCACAAGUGAGACAAUCAUACAGUAUCUCACUAAUGAGCCAAUCAAACAGCACCUCGCUAAUGAGCCAAUCAGACAGCCAGUCACAAGUGAACCUAUCAGACAGUAUCUCACUAAUGAUCCAAUCAAACAGCACCUCGCUAAUGAGCCAAUCAGACAGCCAGUCACAAGUGAACCAAUCAGACAGUAUCUCACUAAUGAUCCAAUCAAACAGCACUUCACUAAUGAGCCAAUCAGACAGCCAGUCACAAGUCAACCAAUCAGACAGUAUCUCACUAAUGAGCCAAUCAAACAGCGCUUCACUAAUGAGCCAAUCAGACAGCCAGUCACAAGUGAGCCAGUAAGACAGCUUCUCCCUAAUGAGCCAACCAGACAUUUCCCUUCUGCUGAGACCAUUAUUUUACAAUUUGAUCUGUCUGAUCUAGGACUUAGGUCGGUACAAAACCAUGACCGUGAGUUUCCUUUCAACAACCCAAACAAAGAUUUGGACUUGGAGCACAUGGACAGGUUUUACAUGGACACCCGCUCAAACAUCUCGCCUCAUUCCGAGGACGACACGCCGUCAAGAACUCCUGAAGAUCUGCUGACAAGAACUGACGAUCUGCUGACAAGAAUUCCUGACGACAUGCUGACAAGAAUUCCUGAGGAUCUGCUGACAAGAACUGACGCUAUGCUGACAAGAACUGACGAUAUGCUGACAAGAACUGACGAUAUGCUGACAAGAACUCCUGAGGAUCUGUCGACAAGAACUCCUGAGGAUCUGUCGACAAGAACUCCUGAGGAUCUGUUCACAAGAACUCCUGAAAGAGACCAGUCCUGGCCUUCAGCAAAUGUGUGUGUAAACAUCGCGUGCACUGAACCCGAGCAAAGCUCAAAAAGUGCGGCUGAAAAAGUCGACAACAAACAGUACUACAUAUGCUCGGCGUGUAUGCGUGGUUUUGACAACGAUGUUUUGUUAAAUGAACAUCUCACACAGGAACAUCCCGAUAUUUUGGUCAUGGUCUGUUCUCUUUGUUGUUUCUCUGUGAAAAAAGAUCUGCUGACAGCCCACAUCAAGGCGGUGCACUUGGGGCGGUUCGGCUGUGGUGGAAACUUGGGGAGCCGGUCGUGCGAGUUUGUGGCCGUUACGCUGGAGGACUUGAAAACUCACAUGGUGUCCACUCACUCUUCCGAGCCGGGGUUUCGCUGUGCCAGGUGCUCUUUCUACGCUAUCUCCGUUCAAAAAUACCUGUGUCAUUUCGAGAGCUGUGAUUUGGUUGAAGAGAAGCACGAACUACAACAUUGCCUGGAUCUGUUGCAAAAAUCGUGGUAUUUAGAGGAGAUAGACAAAGGUGCAUCGCACACUAUCCAAGCAGACACGCCAAAAGUUUGUGCAGCUUCAGACAAACAAAAGACAACUGUGUUUUCAACCCCACCGACCCCUCCAAAGACGCCCGACUCUCACAAAAACAGCACAAUAAUCCAGACGGUCUCCAUAAACUGCCCUCUGGUGGAGCUGAUCAAACCAGCAGACGACCAGUCGGCCGAGGGAGAACUCCCGUCCAGCCUGGAGCAGACGAUCGACUACAGCUCGUGCUACUACUGUGGCUGGGAUGUCAAGUCGCUGGAGGCUCUGGUCAGACACAGUCGCAAGCGGCACAAACACCAGAGGAUCUUGUGGGUGGACUCUGGAGUGACCUUCAACGUUUUAGGUCAUUGUGUCAUCGGCGAUGUCAAGAGCAUCCGAAGGAGAUACUUAUGUUCAAAAUGUCUGUUUAGAAGCAAAAAAAGGUCACGUGUCAACAGUCACAUCCUGGAACGUCAUCGACAUUGUAAGACACAGGCCAAGGUGGUCAAGCUCAGGCCAAAAGAGAAGCUGGAUGACCAGUGUCCUGUGCUGGUCAGGCAGACACAAUUCGAUGAGGUUGAUUCUGCACCUCAAACAAAGACAAGCGAGCAGCAUAUUGCAAUCUCACCAUGUAUGGAAUGUAACGUCUUCAAUGAUGUAGCAGACGACAAAGAAAUGGAUAUAGCAGACGACAAAGUUAUGGAUGUAACUGAAGACUUCAUGAUGGAUAUAGCAGACGGUAUAAUCAACAUAUCAGACGAGGAAUCAACCGCUGCAGACGUGGAAAAGGUGACAACUACAAGCAGUCAACCUGCAAGCCUUUCAGAGGAUCUUUUCGCCGUCAAGCGUUUCGCCUGCCAUAUUUGUCCCUACACGACCACCGGUCUCGUCCACUUCCGCCUCCACAUGGCCCAGCACGACGUCCUCCCCGAGAGACUGGAGACUCUGCCGCCUGACCUUGACCUUACCCGAUGUGGCAUCUGUGGCUAUCUGGCCCAGGACGCCCCAGACUUUGAGAGGCACGAGCAGAACCACUUCUACGAGAAGCGGUUCGUCUGCUGCCGUUGUUGCCGGGACUUCAACACGGAACUGGAGCUGACCGAGCACUCAAACGUCGACCAUCGCCAGCCGCUGUGGGGCAUUGACCGAAGAAAACUUUACAUGGAGUUGGCCGGCCAAAGCCCGAUGAUGAUUCGUCUCCACCCAAAACUCUGUGUACAUAGAUGUACUUUGUAGUGUAAAUAAAUAA